UGUAAGGCUUAAAAGCUCCUCAAUUUUUUACAUUUCACCAGCACAGCCCAAGAGUGAAAACCCAAGGAACAUCUCUACUGGGUAAAGAAGCCUUGAAGUCUAAUCAUCAUGGGUAUGAAAGACAUUCUGAAACUGAAGAAUAAAACAUCUUCUGGUGGAAAUAAGGACUCUCAUGUGGACUCCAAUGAUGAAAACAAGGAACGUGGAAACUGGUCCCGAAAAUCAGACUAUUUGUUGUCUAUGAUCGGCUAUGCUGUUGGUUUGGGGAAUGUCUGGAGAUUUCCUUAUCUUGCAUACAAGAAUGGAGGAGGGGCAUUUCUCAUACCUUACACGAUUAUGCUUGCAUUCUCUGGCCUCCCACUCUUCUUCUUGGAAUGCUCCAUGGGACAAUUCUCCAGCUUGGGUCCAAUUUCUGUUUGGCGGGUUGUGCCAAUCUUACAAGGUGUUGGCAUCAUGAUGGUGCUCAUUUCUACAUUAGUUUCCAUCUACUACAAUGUCAUCAUUGCCUACAGCUUGUACUACAUGUUUGCUUCAUUUCAAAGUAUCCUGCCAUGGUCAGAUUGCUUCAGCUGGUCCGAUGAAAAAUGCAGCAAAACUAUACGAGGCAUAUGCAGUGUACUAAUAAAUGACAGCAUAAGUACAACAAAUCUAACCUGGGUUAGAGAAAAUAACCAUACAUGCAUAGUCAACACCACUAUCCUGGACGAUGUGGAAUUGCCAAGCAAACAGUACUGGGAGAAAGUAGCACUCCGUCAGUCCAGUGGCAUGGAUGAGACUGGUGAAGUUGUUUGGUACUUGGCUCUGUGCCUACUUUUAGCUUGGAUAAUUGUUGGAGCUUCUCUGUUUAAAGGAAUCAAAUCAUCUGGAAAGGUGGUGUACUUUACUGCAACUUUCCCUUAUAUAGUCCUUACCAUCUUGUUGGUACGAGGAGCAACUCUAGAAGGUGCAUUUGAAGGCAUAAAUUAUUAUAUUGGAACACAGUCAAACAUUACAAAGAUAAUGGAAGCAGAGGUUUGGAAAGAUGCUGCUACUCAGAUAUUUUUUUCCCUCUCCACGGCCUGGGGUGGACUCAUUGCUCUGUCUUCCUACAACAAAUUUCAUAAUAAUUGCUACUCAGACGCACUCAUAGUCUGUGUAACCAACUGUGUCACCAGUGUGUAUGCCGGAUUUGCUAUAUUUUCUAUUUUGGGACACAUGGCGUAUGUGUCUGAAAAAUCUGUUUCCGAAGUAGUAGACUCAGGCUUUGGGUUGGCAUUUAUUGCAUAUCCAGAAGCUUUAUCUCAACUUCCAGUUUCCCCUCUUUGGUCGUUCCUGUUCUUCUUCAUGCUUCUAACUUUGGGUCUGGACUCUCAAUUUGCAAUAGUAGAAACUAUCACAACAUCCAUACUAGAUGCGUUUCCUGAGUUGAUGAAAAAACAUCGGAUCCCUAUCACCAUUUGCUGUUGCUGUGUUCUGUUUCUUCUUGGGCUCCUUUGUGUUACUCAGGCCGGAAUUUAUUGGGUAAAUCUGAUUGACUACUUCUGUAGUGGAUGGGCCAUUCUUUUUGCUGCAGUGCUUGAGCUAAUUGGCGUUUGCUGGAUAUAUGGUGGCAAUAAUUUUAUUAAGGACAUUGAAAUGAUGAUUGGAAAAAAGCACUGGAGCUUCUGGUUGUGGUGGAGAGGUUGCUGGAUUUUUGUUUCACCAGCUUUAUUAGUGGCUAUCCUUUUGUGGUCAUUGAUUACUUUUGAACCUCCAUCAUAUGGGAACAUCAGGUAUCCUACCUGGGGGAUAGCUCUGGGUUGGUGUAUGAUAAUAUUCUGCCUUCUAUGGAUUCCAAUUGUAGCUGUAAUAAAAGUUGUCCAAGCAAAAGGAAACUUUUUGCAAACCUGCAGACCAGCUAACAACUGGGGACCGGCACUGGCCCAGCAUCGUGGAGAACGUUACGAACAUAUUGCUGACAACACUGAACACAAAGAUGCUAAUGAGAUACCAACAGUGACGUCGAAGACAGGAUGUGAUAAUGUCACUUAUUUUUGAUGAAACUUACCUACUGCUGGCCACUCUCAGAGAAAGUAUGGAUGAAGGGAGCACUUUCUUAUUUCUAGUCCCUCCACACAUAAUUGUGUACAGUAUAUACAUAAUGGACACCUAUUUAAUUUUGUAUAUAAAACAGUUUGAGAUUAAUUAAUCUGAUUGCAGAAAACGUCACAUAAAUGAAGUAGGACUACAUUACAACAGUGCUUCCUAGUCGAAAAAUCUAAAACAAAGAAGACAAAAACUGGAUUUCCAUCUAAGAAAUAAUGCAAAUGGAAUAUGUUCUACAUACAGGGACACUGGCCUUCCCUAACAUCUGUACUGUUUGCCAAUGUGUUAAAGUGAAAAUAAUGUUAAAGGGGUUAUCUCACCAUAAGGCUUCUUUCACACAACCGUAUGUGU
Bufo bufo (common toad) is the source of this 2415-nucleotide messenger RNA. RefSeq names its product sodium- and chloride-dependent neutral and basic amino acid transporter B(0+)-like. Gene Ontology annotation, cellular component: membrane. NCBI's taxonomy places the organism in Eukaryota, Metazoa, Chordata, Amphibia, Anura, Bufonidae. Gene Ontology annotation, biological process: sodium ion transmembrane transport. Gene Ontology annotation, molecular function: L-proline transmembrane transporter activity. The record is from RefSeq and is a predicted model, not a curated record. The transcript is spliced from 14 exons. The coding region runs from base 109 to 2016 and encodes 635 amino acids.